Molecule: messenger RNA, 1377 nt
Organism: Solanum verrucosum
Lineage: Eukaryota; Viridiplantae; Streptophyta; Magnoliopsida; Solanales; Solanaceae
Product: CBS domain-containing protein CBSX5-like
Exons: 2
Coding region: 96-1286 (396 amino acids)
Source: RefSeq, a predicted model, not a curated record
CUUCUCAAAAAUUCUUCAAAAUCCCUCUCAUUUUUUAAUCCCUUUUUUAGCAUUUUGAUUCAUUUUUUAAAGAAAAUUCUGUGUGUGUUUCUUGCAUGGCAGCUCAUCUUUUAGCUCAUGAGGUAGCUGACCUAUGCCUUGGGAAGCCACCUCUUAGGUCUCUUUCUGUUUCUGCAACAAUUGGUGAAGCUUUAGCUUCUCUCAAAUCUUGUGAAGAAAAUUGUAUAAGUGUUUGGGAUUGUGACCAUUUCAAGAAUGUUGAUUGCAUCUGUGUUGGGAAAAUUUGUAUGGUUGAUAUAAUAUGUUUUCUUUGUAAAAAAGAGAAUGUGAAUUCUCCAUCUUUGGCUCUCAAAUCACCUGUCACUGCUUUGUUACCUCAAGAUUCUGUUCUUGUUAGGCAUGUUCAACCAUCUACAAGCUUACUAGAAGCUAUUGAUCUCAUCCUACAAGGAGCUCAAAACCUUGUGGUUCCUAUAGAGACUAGAUUUAGUGGUAGCUCAAGAAGGAAAUUGCUGCAGAAAUCUUCAUCAACAAGGGGUUGUACUCUCCACAAUGGCCGCAAAUUCUGUUGGCUAACUCAAGAAGAUGUUAUUAGAUAUUUCCUUAGCUCAAUUGGUUUAUUUUCACCCCUUCCAACAGCUUCAAUCGACGCCCUUGGUAUCAUUAGCACGGAGUUUUUAUCCAUCGGGUAUCACUCGAGUGCAUCAUUGGCUACUGAGGCCAUUUCUCGAUCCCUCGUGGAUCAGACAUCCGUGGCAAUUGUAGAUGAGGAUGGUGCCUUGAUAGGGGAGAUCUCUCCUUUCACUCUCGCUUGUUGUGGUGAGACUGUGGCUGCAGCCAUCACGACCCUCACAGCCGGUGAACUCCUGGCCUACAUUGAUUGUGGAGGGCCACCGGAGGAUAUUGUGAGGGUCGUGAAGGAGAGAUUGAAGGAAAGGAAUCUUGAAGGAAUGUUGGAGGAAUUCGAGAUUGAUCCCUCGGAUAUCUCGUCUAACUCAUCGUUGUCCGAUGAGGAAUUGCCUUCCCCUACCUCCUCGAGGUCAUCAGGGGGAAGGUACAAUAAGUCUAGUAGCUAUUCCGCGAGGAUGGUUAGGAGGGCAGAGGCGAUAGUGUGUUAUCCGGGAAGCUCUCUCGUGGCCGUGAUGGUUCAAGCGAUCGCGCAUCGCGUAAACUAUGUGUGGGUGAUUGAAGAGGAUUGUAGUGUUGUGGGGAUUGUGACAUUUGCUAACAUGUUAGAAGUUUUUAGAGAUCAAUUGGAGUCAAUGAUGUUGGGACAUUUUGAUUAAUAGUUCUUCAUAAAUCUUUUAUGAUGAGGCAAGUAUGAUCUUGUGAAUAUGAGAAUGUACUUCUCUUUUUCUUUUUUUUUUGGCCACUUGU